This is a messenger RNA of Monodelphis domestica (gray short-tailed opossum), 4009 nucleotides long. It is a transcript of the gene PRKCH, whose product is annotated as protein kinase C eta. Gene Ontology annotation, molecular function: diacylglycerol-dependent serine/threonine kinase activity; ATP binding. Lineage: Eukaryota; Metazoa; Chordata; Mammalia; Didelphimorphia; Didelphidae. The record is from RefSeq and is a predicted model, not a curated record. Gene Ontology annotation, biological process: protein phosphorylation.
CCUCCCCUACGCUCCUUUGGCCUGUGUCACAAAUGCCUCAGGUGUUUGCUUGGUCUCAGCCUCCUAUCUUUCUUCACCGGAGACUGUAGGCAAUUUGGAUUUCCCACCUACCACAGCUGGAGCCGCAGCUGCUAGGGGAGGAGAGGUGCCCCGGGAGAGCGUGCUCUCCCCCUCCCCUCACCCCGCUCCGCUCUCCCCCACAGCCUGGCGCCCGAGCCGAAGGGGUCAGGCUGCUGCAGCCGCAGCACCCUGCCCCCAGGAGGCCCCGGAAAGCUCCGGAGACGGAGAAGGGACUCUCGCAACUUGGAGCUGUUGGUGGGAGUCUCAAGCCAAGGGCUGCGGCUGCUUCCUGGUUUGAAGAGCGAAGAGGGAGGGAGAGAGAGCGCUAGACGGAGGAGGCGGGGGAAGGAGGAAAAGGAGGGGGAGGCGGAGGGAAGAAAGAAAUGCAUCGUGCAGGAGUCUAAACCGGACGGGCAGCUCUGGCUUUAGGGCGCUCUCGGGGCUCUACGGGAAAAGCACUUCUCCACCUGGGGAAGAGACCAGGGACCCGGGGCUGGAGGGAAAGCUUCGAGGCAGUGCCUCCGCCCUCGCUGGUGUUGCCCGACUCUUGUGCCCAGGCGGGACGUCCUCGCUAUUAUAGCUGGCUGCGGGGCUCCGCCGACUCGGCUCCCCUCCUUUCCAUCUUGGGAGGGAGGGGAGGUGAGGAGAAACAUCCUGGGAAAGGGGAAUAAUGACCUGGCCCGGGCCCACGGGGAACCGGCGCUGCUCUUCUCCGGAACUACUGCUGCCCGGGCGACUGCUGCUCCUGCUCGACUGAGCCCAGACGUGCCUUUUCCCCGGCACUCCCCGACUCCAGAGCCGGCACGGCCCCCCCAGGGUUGGGGAGGAGGCAUGUCGGGGACCAUGAAGUUCAAUGGCUAUGUGAGGGUGAGGAUCGGUGAGGCCGUGGGGUUGCAGCCCACUCGCUGGUCGUUGCGACACUCCCUUUUCAAGAAGGGUUACCAGCUGCUGGAUCCCUACCUGACCGUGAGCGUGGACCAGGUGCGCGUCGGCCAAACAAGCACCAAGCAGAAGACCAACAAGCCCACCUACAACGAGGAGUUCUGUACCAAUGUCACAGACGGCGGCCACAUGGAGCUAGCCGUCUUCCACGAGACCCCUCUUGGGUAUGACCACUUCGUGGCCAACUGUACUUUGCAAUUCCAAGAACUACUGCGCACUGCGGGCACCUCUGACACCUUUGAGGGUUGGGUGGAUCUGGAGCCAGAGGGGAAAGUUUUUGUGGUCAUAACUCUUACAGGAAGUUUUACUGAAGCAACUCUCCAGAGAGACAGAAUCUUCAAGCAUUUUACUCGGAAGCGCCAGAGGGCUAUGCGAAGACGAGUUCAUCAAAUUAAUGGGCAUAAGUUUAUGGCAACAUAUCUGAGACAACCUACCUACUGCUCACAUUGCAAGGAGUUCAUAUGGGGAUUAUUUGGGAAACAGGGCUAUCAGUGCCAAGUCUGCACCUGUGUUGUUCAUAAACGCUGCCAUCAUCUGAUAGUUACUGCCUGUACUUGCCAAAAUAUAAAUAAGGUGGACACAAAGAAUUCUGAACAGAGAUUUGGAAUCAACAUUCCCCACAAAUUCAGUGUUCACAACUACAAAGUGCCCACAUUCUGUGAUCACUGUGGCUCCCUGCUUUGGGGAAUAAUGAGACAAGGACUGCAGUGUAAAAUUUGUAAAAUGAAUGUACAUAAAAGAUGCCAGGCGAAUGUGGCACCUAACUGUGGGGUGAAUGCAGUAGAGUUGGCAAAGACCUUGGCAGGAAUGGGUCUUCAACCUGGAAAUAUUUCUCCAGCUUCGAAGCUAAUUUCCAGGUCACCGCUGAAGCGACAAGGAAAAGAAAGUAUAAAAGAAGGCAAUGGCUUUGGUGUAUCCUCUUCUAACCGACUUGGUAUUGAAGAUUUUGAGUUCAUCCGAAUGUUGGGGAAGGGCAGUUUUGGAAAGGUGAUGCUGGCCAGAAUAAAAGAGACUGGCAAUCUCUAUGCUGUGAAAGUACUGAAGAAGGAUGUGAUCCUCCAGGAUGAUGAUGUCGAAUGUACAAUGACAGAGAAGAGGAUCCUGGCCCUGGCCCGAAACCACCCCUUCCUUACCCAGUUAUUCUGCUGCUUUCAGACCCCUGAUCGCCUAUUUUUUGUGAUGGAGUUUGUGAAUGGAGGUGACUUGAUGUUCCACAUCCAGAAAUCCCGGCGUUUUGAUGAAGCACGAGCUCGCUUCUAUGCUGCAGAAAUAAUUUCUGCCCUUAUGUUUCUACAUGAGAAAGGGAUCAUUUACAGAGAUCUGAAACUAGAUAAUGUAUUGUUGGACCAUGAGGGUCAUUGUAAGUUAGCUGACUUUGGAAUGUGCAAGGAAGGGAUCUGUGAUGGCAUCACCACUGCAACAUUCUGUGGUACACCUGACUACAUUGCCCCAGAGAUUCUCCAGGAAAUGCUUUAUGGUCCUGCUGUGGAUUGGUGGGCAAUGGGAGUGCUGCUUUAUGAGAUGCUAUGUGGCCAUGCUCCCUUUGAAGCUGAAAAUGAAGAUGAUCUUUUUGAAGCCAUAUUGAAUGAUGAAGUUGUUUACCCUACAUGGCUCCAUGAGGAUGCCACGGGAAUCUUAAAAGCUUUCAUGACCAAGAACCCCAACAUGCGGUUGGGAAGUGUGACUCAAGGUGGUGAGCAUACCAUCUUGAGACAUCCAUUCUUUAAAGAAAUUGACUGGAUCCAGCUGAACCAACGCCAACUAGAACCACCCUUCAGACCCAGAAUUAAAUCCCGAGAGGAUGUCAGUAAUUUUGAUCCUGACUUUAUAAGAGAAGAGCCAGUUUUAACUCCGAUUGAUGAGGGACAUCUUCCUAUGAUUAACCAGGAAGAAUUUAGAAACUUUUCCUAUGUUUCUCCAGAACUGCAAUCAUAGCCUUAAGGGAAAAGAUGUAAAAGAUGACAGAUUUUUCCAGGAAUUUCCUUCUUAAGAAAUAUUUAGCCAUAGCCUUAUUUUAUAGCUAUUACCUUAAUGUGAAGAAUGUACAGAAGAAGAAGAAGAAAAAAGGACACUGAGGAAUGUGUGCAGCACUGUCUAUGACGUCAAAUCUGUAUAGCACUGGAAUGACUGUGGUACUCAUUUAAACAGAUGAUGCAGAAAUCAGACUAAGCUCUGAAGAACUGGGCUCAGGAAUAGAGUGCCCAAGGGAAAUAAGCAAUAACAAAAAGGAAGGAGCAAGACCUACAAAGAGCAUGAGCUGAGUAUCUUAGCAUUUCUGAGCCAAACAGACAUUUUACAUUGAGAUGGCAGUGGCAAAACAACCUGGCACUGCCUGCAUUUCAGACCAAUGGAAUCAGCACCAGGUGGCAACUUGGGAAAAUUCAGGGAGAAAUUAAAAAAAAAAAGGCUCUUACCUGCUGAUGAAGAAUUUGAUGCUCUUCUCUUCCAAUGGACUAAAUGGCUUUCUUUCUGACUACAGAGCUACCAUGUAAAAUACUUUACUGUGCUGAAGUAUAGCAAAUAAAAGCAAAAACCCAAUGAAGCAACAAAGAGGAAACAAACACUUCACCCUUAUUACUGUACUAGCGAAAACAAGGUUCUAUUAAUUGUUCUAUUUGUGAAAUAUGAGAUUUUUGUCUGCAUUCUAUGAAAUGCCUUUAAAUGAAUAAUGCAUUCUUAUCCUGAAUCCAGCUUUGUUUGCAUGCCCACUCUUUGCCCCUGGAAGGAUCGGGCUCUCUUCAAAAUAGGACAAGCAUUAGGGAAGGGAGCUCAGCUUUGGCAGGUGCAUGCAAACAAAGAAAUUAGUCUACUUACCUGGCUGUAAAAACAUGUUUGUGUCCACGAGUGAGGGUGGAUUAUGUGUGCAAUGGACCGACCUAUACUGUUAGUGCUACUUAUUCGUUUGUUGUUUAUUUAAAUUAUAGUUUCAGAGGAGAUCUUGAGAUGUGCAUUCAGACUAAAUAGGCCAUUACCGUUUAAAUAAAGAGAUGCUGGAAAUAUUUGUGAG